GUUAUUGAUAAAUUGAGAAAUUUUAAAAAACCUAUAUUUAUUUAUUCCGCCAUACUUCUUUUACGUGAAUUGUUAUUUACAAGGCAUUUUGAUUUAAUUAUUUCUAAGAUUUCUAUUGCAAAUGAUUUGAUACCGAUUUUGUGGUAUAGUGAAUUGCCAAAAUUACAAUGUACAACAUUAUCUUGUAUAAAUGUAAUUGUUAAAUUGUGCGAUAGGGAUGAAAGACAAUCAAUUAUACGAAUAAUGAAUAUAAAAAUAAGCCGCAAAACCAUAUCUGAGACAAUAUUAAAUUCAGAAACGAAAUUAAGUCCUGAAAUGGAAAAAGAAUUACAUAUGUAUCAGACAUACAUUUUAAGUUUAAACUUGGAAAAAACAACUCAUAAAAUUAAUUUAUCUGAUGACAAUUUUGAUUUAAAAUUUUUACAAGAAGAUAUGUCUCAUUAUAUGAAUCAAAAUUUGUAUAGUCGUACAAUAUCAUUUUAUGAAAGUUUAAAAACAGCAGAGAAACCGAAACAAGAUUACAAUGAGGGUGCUAAUACGUCCAAAUUUUUUUUAGGUGAAGAUAUAUCCGAUAGCUUAGCAUUGUUAUUUGACGAUGAUUAUACAUCUUACUAUCACGACAUAGAUGCCUCGUUAAAAUGGGUCUCACAUGCUAAUAAAGAUACUUAUAACGAUUUUUUGGAAGAAUCAUCGUACAUAUUACGAAAAACUGUUACGAACGAAAAUGAAAUUACAGAAUUAACAUUGGAGUGUUUAGUUUAUUUCAAACAAAAAUAUCCACAAAGCUAUCACAUUGCAUACCUUGAACAAAAUGAGUACGAACCAGGAUUCUUUACAACAAGCGAGCGGAUUUGUCAAAUUAUGUGCGAACAAUUACGAAUAGGUCAAGACCCAUUAAAAAAUAGUACUCUGUAUUGUCCAUUAGUGUUCAGUUCUUUGGAGCAACCAUUUUUGUCUGAAAUAUUUUGUAGAUUAAUGUGGUUGUAUGUUAAAACACGGAUUGAAAUGAGUGCUAAAACAGGGGAUGAUCAGUUAAAAGUAUUAGCAGUUUUACAUACGCAAACUAAACUUGUUUUUAACACUAAACCGAAAACAUAUAAUGAUUUUAUGGCGGCAUUAAAAUGUUUUCCGUAUUCUUUUAUAAGUAUCCUUUGGAAGAACGAACAAAGAGUUAAAUGGAAACGUAUGUUAGAAAAUAAUCCAAAUAUAAUUGAGUUGUCCGAAGCAAUAGAACCACAAAUAACCGGGUUAAUUAAAGAAAAUCGAUAUAAACAUCUAAUGAAAGGGAAUAAAUUUCAUUUGUUUGAACGCGAAAAGAAAUCAAAACCACAGUGGAUAUAUUUUAGAUUAUUACAGAAUCAGCAACAAUUAGUUUAUAGUGAAUGGAAUCCACAAUAUGAAAUAUGUUCGUUGGAAGUGACAACAAUUCAUAUAUCAGACAUCAAAUAUUUAGUUACAGGAAAUGCUUGUGUACACGUUAAGGACCAUAGAGUUAAAAAACCAGAUUUUGCUUUUUCCAUUCUUACCGAAGACAAUUCAUACGAUUUUGAAGCCAUAAACGAAUCAGUAUAUAAUACAUGGAUUGAUGGUCUUAGUGCAUUAAUUGGUAAAGAAAUGGGUAGUAAUUUUUAUCAAAAAGAUAAAUCAAAAUUACUUGAAUUGGAGUUAAUGCUGAGACUAUUGGAUACGGAAAACAUUCCUUUACCGAUGACUCCCCCACCAAUACCUCCGCCACCGUCAAAUUAUAACUUUUAUUAUGACGAUAAUGAGAGUACUUGUUAA
Molecule: messenger RNA, 1782 nt
Organism: Chrysoperla carnea
Lineage: Eukaryota; Metazoa; Arthropoda; Insecta; Neuroptera; Chrysopidae
Product: engulfment and cell motility protein 2-like
Exons: 12
Coding region: 244-1782 (512 amino acids)
Source: RefSeq, a predicted model, not a curated record